GCAGCACCACCAGAGAGCAGCGACAGCCGCCUUGCUUCGGCUCGAGCCCAGGCAAGAGCGCUCUUUCCCCGCGCAAGUUUCGACCAGCCUCGUCCCGACGACGCUUUUGCGCGUUUGUUCUUUGGCCGUGUAACUCUCCGAGCGCUGGGAGGGGGAAAGGAGAGCCGAAGGCGGGGAGAGGAACAGCAAAAUGAUGCUCCAACACCCAGGUCAGGUGUCUGCUUCAGAGGUCAGCGCCUCCGCGAUCGUCCCAUGCUUGUCUCCUGCAGUGUCACUUGGUUUCGAAGACUUCACUAAUCUAACUCCUUUGGUGAAGGAAGAAUUAAGAUUUGCCAUCCAGAAUAAGCGCCUGGCCCACAGGAUGUCCUCUACCUUGGACACAGUCAUGGUUUCUGAUAGACCCGGUGAAAUGUCCUAUUUAAAAGCAGAGUGUGUGCCUGAAGAAGAUGAAAGGAAAAAACGGCGAAGAGAGAGAAACAAGAUUGCAGCCGCAAAGUGUCGAAACAAAAAGAAGGAGAAAACAGAAUGUCUGCAGAAAGAAUCGGCAAAACUGGAAACCAUCAACGCAGAACUGAAGGCUCAGAUCGAGGAGCUGAAGAACGAAAAGCAGCACUUGAUCUACAUGCUCAACCUCCACAGGCCCACGUGCAUUGUCCGGGCCCAGAACGGCCGGACGCCAGAGGAUGAGCGGAACCUCUUCAUUCAGCAGAUCAAAGAAGGAACCUUGCAAGGCUAAGUGACGAUGCGAAAGUGCCCAGAAUGAGGGCCGGCCUUUUAACACCCAAACAAAAACAAUACCAAAAGAAAAGCCCCAAGCCUUAGAGAAGCAUUCUUGGCAUUUGUGGUCUCCUGCAGAGGGGGUGAUGUGGCUAAGAAGGGAAGGCUGUGGUUAGCUUAGCUGUGGUUCUCCCUGCUGAAAAAAGACUCGGCGGGAUUAAAGAGGAGACCCGUCCCUGCGUUCGCUUCAGGUCUAAGUAUCUGCCAUACUUGCUAUUCCUAGAAGCCGUACUCACGACAGCUACAGAUGUGUUUAGCCCCGGCUGGCUUGAGGUCCGUGCACUUUGAGUUAUUUCUGAUAGAACGCUACAACUCUCAGUGAUGUGCGCCUUAGGGCCAACCAGACGGAACGGAGCUCAGCCGUCCUCGAGUCGGGUAGGCAAUGUGGACGGAGCGACUCGUUUUUGUUUGCUUGUUUCACUCUGUAUUUUCAAAAAGAAGGAGGUUUGCAACUUCCAGAAGUGCUGCUUUUGAUUUCGAAAGGCAUUGCAAUAUAACGGGAAUUACUGCGUUUCGACAAUGUGCUCUCCCCACUUUUUAAAAUGUUAUUGUUAUUGUUGUUUUCACAGAAACCGUACUGUGGGGGUGGUGUUUUUUGUUGAUGACUCAUGUUAGAGGGAAAUUGUGGGAUGAUAUGACAGGCAUCAGCUUCUUGAAGAACUGCUUAUUCAACUGAGUCUGAAUUUAUCAAGCUGGAGCAUUAGGCCUUCUCUAUACCUGCCUUGGCUUUUAUUAAAAAAGAAAAAGAAAAAAGGAAGGGAAAUUCCCCUGUGAGAACCCAAUAUGUGAGUCAUCCACACAGUAUUUAAAUGAACAUGACAAUAUACAAAACAGUGACAUGCUAACGCCAGACUUGAACUGAAUGGCCCCAUUUGAUUUGCGGUUCACCAUAACUUGGAUUCUCGGCCUCAGGUUCCUUCCUUGGCUACAGCUUUUUCCGAGCAAGAGCCGUUGGUGGCUGUCCAUUUGCAUACGUUAAUGUAUGCAUUCACUGCAGGUAUAUGCAAAAUGUGCCUCAUGACUAACUCUGUGGCUGGGCGAGGAAAAGAGAUUGAAAACGUAGCCUGUUAGGGCUGUCAGCUUCUUAGCGUGCCACCCUAUGCAUAUUUAGACAGAAAAAAAGUCCUACAACUUUCAGCAUUCCCCAGCCAGCCAGCUAGAAAAAAGCUCCCAGCAUGGUGGCUGAGGAAUUCGGGGGGUUGUAGGGCUUUUUAUUUUUUUACUAUUUAAACAUGCAUAGGAUUGCACCCUUCAUAGCUUAACCACAGGCCUGGGAAGUGAAAUGCCUUCCAUCAUUGUACUGAGAGCCAGUGUGGUGUAGUGGUUAGAGCAACCACCCCAACCUGGUGCUCACCAAAUGUGUUGGACAAGGACUCCCAUCACCUUCAGCCAAGCUGAGUGGUCAAUGAUUGGCUGGGGGUGAUGGGGCAUUGCAGUCUGGGUUCUUGUCCAACUUGGCUGCUGGAGCUAAGAACUGACUUUGAGUGCAAACUGCAAAACUAGAUCCCAAGUCAUAACAAGAGUGGUCUGCAACUCUUACCGAAAGCUUUUAAAUCUACACACAUAUGAGUUCUCUUGAGUUUUCACAAGCAGUCAGUGGGCUUCACUGGAUGAGUAUUUGCAGAUCCCUUACUGUCACUCCACCAGGUUUAAUUCCCGUUGGUAAAUGACAUACAUAAGAGAAAGGUUUCCAAUUGCUGCUUUCUCUGUUCAAAGCUGGCCCCAACAUUAGUCUGAGUGAGGCAACUUCCUCAGGUGGCAGAUGCUGGGGUGGGUGGGGCAGUGGAGGCAGCCUCCUGGCUGUCCCUCAUGAAUUCUCUGUUUGUUCCCCUCAUUUGGAGGACAGAGCUGUGUACACUACACAAUCUGUCCUGGGCCCACUAAACUAGCCUGCUGCCUUGGGUGUAAAGGAGGUUAUCCCAUUUCCAGAGCUGAGGUAAUUCAGCUGCCAAUCCACUCAGCUUCUGUAUGUUGACUGGGGAGGGGACACCAUCUUGUUUUUUGUCUUAGGCAGCAAAAUAUCUUGGUCUGGCCAAUUGGGUCUGGCAGCAGUUGGGUCUAAAUAUUAUGGCAGAUGUUUAACAUUCUAGUGACUUGCUUUUGUGAUACCCAUGAAACUGGUAGAUUGUAGCAUUGAAAAGUUGAAAUUCUAGAUUUCAAAUUUUGACAACUAAAGAAAAAAAUGGUUUGUUUUCAAAACCUAGUUUAUUUUACUCAAAUGACUCCCCACAAAAGUUCAAUUUGCCCUCUACAACAAGCUCCACCCUGAAUUCAGACAUUGAAUUUUGAAACCGAAGUGAGGAUUUUAAUUUUGCAAAUAAGAUUUAUGUGGGCCAAUUUAGUAAGAAUUCCCCUACUUUCCCUAAUUCUUUUCGGUUCUGUUAUGAUGUGUUUUUUUUUUAAUCUGCUUAAAUGUAAUGACACAAUCAGUGCAGUAGACAAAGGAACUUGCAGUACAAAAUCCUGUAUCCAACCCGUUUAUCCAACCCGUUUUACACACACACACACACAAACAAUACCUCAGAACAGUAAUGUCUAAAAUUUAGACCUUGAAUCUCUGACUAAUACACUUGAAUCUGCUGCCUGUUCUAUCUUGCUUUGGUUUUUUUAAUAUUCUGCAACAGAACUACUUAAUGAGCUUUUUGCAAUCUGGAUAUAUUGUAAUGUCCAAUGCUGUGUUUUUAAAAUGUAUACAGUAUUUCAUGUAACAAAAACGGAAGGAAAUGGGCCAAAUUCUGUUUCAUUAGAGAAUGAUUUAUUUUUUCUUCCUGCAAAGUAAAUCCACUUUGCCAUCUUUUGAGCUGUCCCUCAUACCAUGUUGGAUGACAGGUCCCAAUAAUGGCCUCUGCCUCGACUGUGCAAUGUAUAAAGGGUGUGUGAGAGAUAAUUUUCUAUAUAGUUACGUGCAAUUUGCUAACAAGACCCUUAUUGAAACGUUUUUAAUGUGGGUUUCUGUCAGGAUGAAUCUAUCAUACUGCCAUUUAUUGUGAAUAUAAUGGGCUGGAACCAAAGAACUGGGAGCAGAAGGACAGUAGCAGCUAGCACUAUUCUCCAAACACUAGGAGAAGUGUUUUCAUAGUACUAUCAUAGGUUCUGUUCCUAGGGUGGCCCAGUAUUCUACGUUACAGAGUAUGGUCCUCUAUUUAAAAGGCUCUCCAGUCCAAGUCCAGUUUAAAGAAGGGAAAAGAAAGGAAAUCAGGGGCCUUGAAGUUGUCCACCACUAACAAGACUGGGACAGCAGACUGAGGCCUAAUCUACACCAAGCAGGAUAUUCCACUACAAAAGUGGUAUAUAAAGGGCAGGAGUCACACCAAGCAGGAUAUAGCAUUAUGAAAGCGGUAUGUGGUAUGUGUCAAUGGGCCCCAACAGUUGUCAGUGCACUUCAAUACCACUAUAAAGCAAUAGUGUGGCUCCUGCUUUUUAUUUACCGCUUUCAUAGUGUAAUACACUGCUUGGUAUAAAUUAGGCCUGAGCAAGCAACACGACCCCACCAUGAGGAAAUAUAUCACAUUUCUUUUUAAAUUAUAGUAAUUAUUAUAUCCGAAUUUGCAUUGUUACAUAUAAAGUAGCGCAUGCAAAUCUGUGCCAUCUUUUGUCUGCUUCUUUGGGGUGGGGAUAGUGAUGCAUUCAUUCCCUCUUUUGGGGAGAUGCCCAAUCAAACACUGUCUUCCUGUUUAUGUAAACUGGUCAGCAAGUGGAAGGCCACCUUUGGAUUGAGCUUCCCUUUGCUCCUGGAAUGUGCCGGCGAGCUGAGAAUAAUAAUAUUUUGUUGUUAAUGUUGUUUUAUCUAUCUAUAUAUUGUCACCAGUGCACCCAACCCAGUUGUUCUGCUUUAGAGCUGAGGAACAGGCCUUCAGUGAGCCAAAGGCCCCUUCCGCAUGUGGAAGGGCUGCUCUGGAUCGAACCCCUUGUCUGUGGCAUUAAGGGGCUGUCAACACUAGCUGGAUAUGGUACCUACAAAUGCCCUAUGCUGUAUCCAAGUCCCUGCUGCUUUGUCCGUAUAUUUCAGAUGUUUCCAAAAGCAACCCAAGCAAAUAAACAUUAAAAACUAGGCUCUUGACGCUGUUAUAUAUGCAUCAUGUAGACCGCCUUUGUUAAGCCUCAUCACAGAUCUGAUGUUUCUCCUUGAGGAAUUUUUUAUAUUGCUGUCCUGUAUCUUAUUUAAAAUGACGCAGGCGUCAUGCUGCUGCUGCUACCGUUGCCGCUUCAAGUUAAAGAGACUUGUUGUUAACUAGCAUGCCAAAUGUUUACUACAGCACCGCUACUUUUGUCAAAGAUAAUCUUUGUCCUGCUGUGGCUGCUUCCUCUGUGUGUGUGUGUGUGUGUGUGUGUGCGCGCGCGCGUGUGUGUGUUUGCGUGUGACUCCGUGUGAGUGUGCGUGUAUCUCCAGGUGGUACGACAGUACAUAUUUGCACUGCUUGGGAGAAGCAAUGGACAGAGGGGCUGGGUGCAGCACUUCAAGUUCUUGCUGUAGUCCUGAGAAUCCCUGUGUUCUGGUAGCUCUGUGGCAGGGAGAAUUUCAGUGGCUGCAACCUCGCCUGUCUGUGGAGACAGGUGGAAUGAGGGUUGCAGCAGAAUUUCCUCCUGCUAAGCAGGGCACAGGGGAACUCCUUUAAGGCCAUUUGAAACUGGUUGGGAGACUAGUUGAAUAGGAGACCUGCAUGGAUGGAUGUAACUGGGUGUUCCCCCCUCUGAACAUUUAAUAAUGCAGUAGAGGCAAUUUGUUUUCUAUUCUUAAGUUUUAUGUUUUGAUACUUUAAUAAUAAAAAUAAGACUAAUA
This is a messenger RNA of Elgaria multicarinata webbii, 5557 nucleotides long. It is a transcript of the gene ATF3, whose product is annotated as activating transcription factor 3. Bases 191 to 736 code for a protein of 181 amino acids. Lineage: Eukaryota; Metazoa; Chordata; Lepidosauria; Squamata; Anguidae. The transcript has 4 exons. Gene Ontology annotation, biological process: regulation of transcription by RNA polymerase II. The record is from RefSeq and is a predicted model, not a curated record. Gene Ontology annotation, cellular component: nucleus. Gene Ontology annotation, molecular function: DNA-binding transcription factor activity, RNA polymerase II-specific; RNA polymerase II cis-regulatory region sequence-specific DNA binding.